Messenger RNA from Micromonas commoda, 1281 nucleotides. Its product is annotated as amino Acid/Auxin permease. The coding region runs from base 1 to 1281 and encodes 426 amino acids. The record is from RefSeq and is a predicted model, not a curated record. The transcript has 2 exons. Lineage: Eukaryota; Viridiplantae; Chlorophyta; Mamiellophyceae; Mamiellales; Mamiellaceae.
AUGUCUUCGCCGCCGUGGUCGCCCACGCGCGAGCCCCACGGCCGCUACGAGGAGCUCGCCCAGGUGGACGAGUACGGCACGAUGCGCCCGACUCCGCAAAACGACGACGUCUCGGACCAGGCCUCCGACGACGCCCUCGUGCACCACGACGACUCGUCGGGGUGGGCGCAGACCCCGGCGUGGAACAUCUGCCUCAACGCCGCAAUGUACUGCGCGGUGCCGCUCUCGAUGCCCGCGACGUUAGCCGCGGGCGGGUGGUUUUGGGGCACCGUCUUCUUCGCCUACGCCACGUUCGCGACGUACUGGACCGGGCUCGUCAUCGGCAGGGUCUACCUCGAGCACCCGCGGCUGGCGACGUAUCCGGCGAUGGCGUCGGAGGCUUUUCAUAACCUCGCUCUGGAACGCACAAACGGAGACGCAAGAGUCGCGCGGAACUGGCGAACGUGGUCGCGCAGGGCGGUGAAGAUCACGCAGUUCGCCACGUUCUACCUGGACACGGUGACGCAGAUGAUCUACGUGGCGCAGUACUUUGCGCAGCUGGACCUCGGAUGGUUCGGAACGGGGGCGGGUCGAGACGAGGGUGACGAGAUCCAAUCGGAUUCUCCAGCUGGACGCCCUCGGCUGUGCCAGUGGGCGUGGGUGCUCGUCGUGUGGGCGGUGUCCGUGCCCGUCAUGCAGAUACCCACGUUCCACGCGUCGAGGUGGGUCAUCGUGCCGGCCGUCGCCGUCCUGGCCGUCUCCGUCGCGCUGUUUUUGUACGAGGUGGCGGUGGUGGUGAAGCCGUGGUCUUGCGAACCCGGCCCUUCCUUUGGCGGCGUCACGCUUCCCUCCGCGAUGGUCUCGCUGGGUAACAUGGCGUACGCGUACGGCGGGCACGGGGUUUUCCCGGAGUCGUUGCGGGAGAUGCGGGAGCCGCACAGGUGGCCGUCGGUGAUGCGAUGGAUGUACGCGGGCUUAGUCCCCGCGUACGUCGUCUGCGCCGUCGUCGGGUACGCGGGUUACGGGCGAUUCGCGCAGGCGAAUAUAAACCUCAACUUUCCGAAGAACUGGGUCAACGGCGUGUCCAUCACGCUGCAGCUGCUGCAGUGCUACUACCUGAUAUUCUACACGAACGUCGUGCUGGUGCUGAUGGUGGAGACUCGGUGGGGGAUCGACCCGACGAAGACGUGGCGCCCGAGGACGUCGCUGCCGGUGAUCGGGUCGACUUCCCCGGCGGUUGCGAGGAUGCUGUUUCGAACCGCGUUCCUCGGCACGCAGGUGGCGCUCGCGGAGUGGCGCUGA